Messenger RNA from Carya illinoinensis, 2242 nucleotides. RefSeq lists its product as uncharacterized. The record is from RefSeq and is a predicted model, not a curated record. The coding region runs from base 120 to 1730 and encodes 536 amino acids. Gene Ontology annotation, biological process: UDP biosynthetic process. NCBI's taxonomy places the organism in Eukaryota, Viridiplantae, Streptophyta, Magnoliopsida, Fagales, Juglandaceae. Gene Ontology annotation, cellular component: cytoplasm. The transcript is spliced from 7 exons. Gene Ontology annotation, molecular function: UMP kinase activity.
GACCGUCACGGCCCUUCCAAAACCAACUCACUGUCCGUUAAGACGCCUCGUCCCCGUUCCCAUUCUCAUCCUUCUCCGCUAACGUCGUCGUUCCCGAACCCUAACUUUAACGUCCUCUAAUGGCCUCCUGUGACGACUACUCUCUCCUCGAUGACGACGACGACGACCACCACCAAUCUAACCCUAACCAUCCCCAAAUCCCAGCCUCUCAUCACCUCCACCAAACCUACGCGCCCCACCGCUUCGCAACCAGAUCCAAUCCUGUCCACGGGCCGCCACCACCGUCCCAAUCGAUCAUCUCUCCCUCCGCCGCCAGCCCGCAGAAGAUCAGCGGCGCCGAAGAAGAAGAAGAAGAGAACGACGGAGAAGACUACAACGACGCCGCUUUCUGUUCCAACCCUUACGACAAUGGAACCGAUCCGAAUAGGGUUAGAAUUGUCGAUCUGCGGAGCGAGAAGAGGAAGGACCGUGAGGAGCUCAGCGACGGAGCUACCAAUUACGGCUAUAACAACAACAAAAAAUCAAAGCCCUCCGGCGGUGCCGGUACUUCCGGAGGCGGAGAUUACCGGAAGGACAGGGAGGAGUGGAGCGACGCGGCGAUCGCUUGUCUGCUCGACGCGUACACGGAGAAGUUUACGCAGCUGAACCGCGGGAAUCUGCGAGGAAGGGACUGGGAGGAGGUGGCGGCGACGGUGAGUGAGAGGUGCGAGAAGCAGACCAAGAGCGUGGAACAGUGCAAGAACAAAGUAGACAAUUUGAAGAAGCGGUACAAGCUGGAGCGCCAGAGAAUGACCAAUGGCGGCCUUUCUGUGAGCCAUUGGCCGUGGUUCAAGCAAAUGGAGCACAUUGUUGGCAAUUCGCUGCCGGUAAAGGCUUUGACUGACGACGAUAAAGGCGGUGGUUCUUCCGCAAGCACGCCUAGGCAGACGAAGAGAUCAACAAUUGCAAUGCCUGGUCCUGUAGGUCAGGUAAACAAUGUCAAACCAAAAUCAAUAUCAAACCCUAGAUGGCGGAGAGUAGUCUUCAAAGUUAGUGGUGUUGCUCUUGCUGGGAGUGGCCCUAACAAUAUUGACCCGAAGGUAGUAAUGUUGAUUGCCAGAGAAGUUGCAAUGGCUUGCCGCCUUGGUGUAGAGGUGGCAAUUGUUGUUGGAGGUCGUAACUUCUUUUGUGGAGAUACGUGGGUCACCUCUACAGGUUUAGAACGAUGUACUGCGUACCAAAUCGGUAUGAUGGCAACGGUGAUGAAUUCCGUACUGCUCCAGUCAGCAUUAGAGAAGAUGGGAGUUCAGACACGUGUGCAAACUGCAUUUUCAAUGCUGGAGGUUGCUGAACCAUACAGUAGGCAACGGGCCAUCCGACAUCUGGAAAAAGGCAGAGUAGUAAUUUUUGGUGGUAUUGGUGCUGGUUUUGGAAAUCCACUCUUUUCCACCGACACAGCUGCUGCUGUUCGAGCUUUGGAGAUUCAUGCAGAGGCAGUCCUCAAGGGUACCAAUGUAGAUGGUGUGUAUGACUGUACCUCUCGAGACAACAAUUUUACAUUCGAGCACAUAUCUUUCAGGGAUCUGGCCUCCAGAGGUGCCACGUCCAUGGACACAAUGGCACUGAACUACUGUGAAGAGAACAGCAUUCCUGUUGUGGUCUUUAAUCUUCUUGAGCCUGGCAACAUCUCCAAAGCGCUAUGUGGAGAGCAAGUUGGUACACUGAUUGAUCAAACUGGAAGGAUUAGCUAAUAUCCAUGAAACUCUGACCUGAUAAAUUGCCAGGUCAUGUUACCUACGAUGCAAUCUCAAGUGAGUUGACCCUUGAAACACUUACUGGGCACUUGAAUUCAGCUGCCGGCUACUAUUUGUGGAGGCUUGGAUGGUUAUCCUGAGCCGUGAUUUUCUGCCUUUACUGUACACGAUAACUGAUCAAGGUUCAGAAAUGCCCAGUACACUGUUCACGUUGUUUCUACUUUCUAGUGUUUUAUUCUAUAUCUGCAUCUUAGUGAGGUGCUUAUAUUUCUUGUAUCCUUAUAUUUGUAAAUGUUGUUGAAUUGAAAGAAGCCAUUAGUUGGGAGAAUAGUUGGUUGAGAUGAAUUCACAGUGAGUGCACUGACAAUGGAUUUCUUUGGGAGCAAGUUAUAGAGUUCGAAGUCAUGAGUCUGUUAUAGGUUGAAAUUGUUUUGUCGUAACAUGUAUGAUGAAAUUCACACUUCCUAUUUUUGAACUACUAUCAAUAAUGCCUGAUAAUAUUGUGUUUU